AUGCUAGCCAUUAUGAUAGAGGAGGUAGAGUGUAUAGAGACUAAUUUCACUCCUCGCGAUACUAGACUUACGGUUUGCUCCCCACUAGCUACUUCGGAGCCCGAAAGCAGCGGUCCGCGGAAUAAGUAUUUAUAUUUCUUUAAGAGUAAAUCUAUACAGCGUAGCGUAGCCGACGGGCGUAAGGCAUACCGGAGGAUCUACUCCGGUAGAUUAAGGCGUUCUACUCGGAACGAACGGCGACUAUACAAAUUAAUAGGUAAUUAUCUAAGGUCUAAAGCUUACUACAGGCUAGACUGCCGUAGGGCUCGCCGCUAUCCCCGAUCCUAUUCCUCUUCUUUAACGCAGACCUCGUAUAACGACAGAUCGACAGCUAGGGAGGAUAAUCGGGAAGGUAUUAAAGCAAUUAUCAAUAAAGGGCCUUUCACUAUUAAGGGACAAGCGGUUAAGCCUAAAGACUAUAUCAAGAUUUUAGGUGUCCUUAUAGACGCGAGACUUAAGUAUAAGGAACAUAUCGCGAGGGCAGUAUCUAAAGGCCUAGAGAUAUACGCUUAUAAAGAUAAGGUAAUCGGGCCGAUUAACCGAGUCCAAAAGAUAGGAGCUAGCUCGGCACGAAACGGGCUCGUAGGAUUCGGGGUAGCGAUCGAGAAGCAGCCACCUCGGUAUCGAAAACUAAAACUAAAGACCUUUUCCGUAACAUUAGGCGCAAGAUCAGAGCAGAAUCCAUUCUCCGCAGAGCUAGUAGUAAUAGCAUAUACAUUAAACAUACUAGAUUAUACUACUCACAAGCAACAAAACAGCGGCUCUCACGAUAAAGAACCCUCGAUAACAGUCAGACCAGGAGUUCGUCUACCAAACAACCGCAACCUAAAAGGAUACUUCCCUAUAAAAAUCAGUUCCCAGGAUAAAGUCGACAACGCUAAAUAUCGCUCGAUAAACAAGAGAGACCGUAGAACACUUCCUCUUUCGAUAUCAGAAGUAGACCGCACACCGGACGGAAAUACUACAAUAUACCCAUACUCACCGAGGUAA
Penicillium canariense is the source of this 1029-nucleotide messenger RNA. RefSeq lists its product as uncharacterized. Lineage: Eukaryota; Fungi; Ascomycota; Eurotiomycetes; Eurotiales; Aspergillaceae. The record is from RefSeq and is a predicted model, not a curated record. The coding region runs from base 1 to 1029 and encodes 342 amino acids. The transcript has 11 exons.